This is a messenger RNA of Oryzias latipes (Japanese medaka), 2440 nucleotides long. It is a transcript of the gene mapk14a, whose product is annotated as mitogen-activated protein kinase 14a. Lineage: Eukaryota; Metazoa; Chordata; Actinopteri; Beloniformes; Adrianichthyidae. Gene Ontology annotation, biological process: protein phosphorylation. Gene Ontology annotation, molecular function: MAP kinase activity; ATP binding. The record is from RefSeq and is a predicted model, not a curated record.
GCUGUCCUUAAACUAAAGGAAGACCAAGCGGGACCCAAGUGUGUUCACUGCAGACGGUGAUUCUGCAACUUUUUCGAAAGCGAAAUUUGUUUUUUUGUUGUUGUUUAGGUUGCAUUGAGAUAACUUUUACUUAUAGUUUAUAGUUUGCGGCUUACUUCACUCACCUGACUGAAGGAAAAGUUUAGGGCUCGGAGCAGCUACUUUAGAGCAGAAAGUCGGUCGGUUGGUGAGGUCGGGGCAGUUGUUUCUGCAGGAAUGUCGCAGAAAGAAAGACCCAAUUUUUACCGACAGGAGGUCAACAAGACAAUAUGGGAAGUCCCGGAUCGGUACCAAAACCUGUCCCCGGUGGGCUCUGGGGCUUACGGAUCGGUUUGUUCGGCCUACGAUACAAAGACGGGUUUAAAGGUUGCUGUGAAAAAGCUUUCUCGACCAUUUCAGUCCAUCAUCCAUGCCAAGAGAACCUACAGAGAGCUGCGCCUGCUCAAACACAUGAAGCAUGAAAAUGUUAUUGGGCUCUUGGAUGUCUUCACCCCUGCCACUUCUCUAAAGGAAUUCACGGACGUGUAUUUUGUUAAUCACCUUAUGGGGGCAGAUCUCAACAACAUCGUGAAAUGUCAGAAACUCACAGACGACCAUGUGCAGUUCCUCAUAUAUCAGAUCCUCCGAGGAUUAAAAUACAUCCACUCAGCAGACAUCAUUCACAGAGAUUUAAAACCCAGUAACUUGGCAGUAAAUGAGGACUGUGAGCUGAAGAUUUUGGACUUUGGUUUGGCACGGCUCACCGACGACGAGAUGACUGGCUAUGUAGCCACCCGCUGGUACCGAGCCCCAGAGAUCAUGUUGAACUGGAUGCACUACAACAUGACAGUGGAUAUUUGGUCAGUCGGGUGUAUAAUGGCAGAACUUCUAACUGGACGAACUCUGUUUCCUGGCACAGACCAUAUAAACCAGCUUCAGCAGAUAAUGCGUCUGACAGGAACUCCCCCAGCAGCUCUAAUAAGCAGGAUGCCCAGCCACGAGGCCAGGACCUACAUCAGCUCUUUGCCUCACAUGGCCAAGAGAAACUUUGCGGAUGUAUUCAUCGGUGCUAACCCGCUUGCUGUCGACCUCUUGGAGAAAAUGUUGGUUCUGGAUACAGACAGAAGAAUAACAGCAGCCGAGGCCCUGGAGCACCCCUACUUUGCCCAGUACCAUGAUCCAGAUGAUGAGCCGGAAGCUGAGCCUUAUGACCAGAGCUUUGAGAGCCGGGAUCUCAAUAUUAAGGAGUGGAAACGAUUAACCUAUGAGGAGCUGUGCAGCUUUGAGCCGCCUGUCUUUAACGAGGACGACAUGGAGUGAUGAGAUGAGCAAACUACUUUAAACGUGACAUGUGCAUUAAAUGUUAAACUUUCAGGCAUACGCCAAACUUUAUCAUAUUUUUUAGUCUUUGUACUUUCAGAGGAGGCUAUCAGUGAUUUAAAUGUGAUGAAAUGUGAUGUGAUGAAUAUAAAUACAGCAAAUCCUAUAAGAGCUAUCAUUUUUCUUAUUUAAGAACCACUAAUGUUGAUGGUCUUAUGCAUGGAAAUGUCACAUUUUUUGCCAAAGUCUAAAAUAAGUUUAUAUUCCUGAAAUAUUUUUAACAUUUAGACUUUGAGAACUUAUCACUGUGACACUGAGAUGCUGAAACUUAUUGACCUGUAGAUGUGCUACUUCCUGUUCCCGUCGUGUAAUGGAUGAAUAAGCUUUAGCUUUAGAAAUAAGCUUGUUCGCCCCCUUCUCAACCAAAUCUGUCACACACACACAGUUGGUAAUAUUUUAAAUAAAAAAUAAUCACUUUAAAAAUGUUCAUUUAAUGCAGAUGUAGAUUUAUGGGUUCUAUUGUUUUAGAAAUUAGAAAAAUGCAGUAAAAACCUUUUCUUUGCCGUUUCCGGCUAUAAGUGCACAACUGUUGACCUAAAACAUUUAUUUAUUUAAAUCUAUUUUUUUUAAAGGUUAGAAGAUUAGAUUUUCUGUGAAUGACUUGCUGGAUACAAAAAGGUCAGAGCCCCUUUUCUCUGUGACAAGCAAAAGAAACGAUAUGCCGUAUUUUUUUUUAAGACCAUGGUUAUAAUGAAAUGACCAUAAGCUUGGAAAUGAAAAUGUUUAACUCGUGUUGGUUUACAGAGUUUUCAGUAUUGUUAUAACCAACGGAAAUAACCAUACUCCUGAUCUGUGUAAAAGAGGAAUUUCUAUUUAUAGUAUGUGAGGGUGGUAUUUAUAAGGAUCCAUUUUUUUCCAGUCCUGUAAGACAACUGCAAAAAUCUUCAGUCCUGUAACAAAAAUAAAGACUAAGAGAUUUAUUGGGUGUCUCCUUAUUUGUGAAAUAAUCCCUGCUUGUAUUAUUUGGUAUAACAAAGUAAUGCACGCUGGUAUUUUUUUAAUGAACAGUGACUUUGGUAAAAUAAAGUAAGUUGUAUUGAAA